Messenger RNA from Saimiri boliviensis boliviensis (Bolivian squirrel monkey), 348 nucleotides. Its product is annotated as putative cystatin-15. Gene Ontology annotation, molecular function: cysteine-type endopeptidase inhibitor activity. The record is from RefSeq and is a predicted model, not a curated record. Lineage: Eukaryota; Metazoa; Chordata; Mammalia; Primates; Cebidae.
AUGUGGUGGAAGGUGCCCCUGCUUGUGGGGUUCAUUGUGCUGGGCACACAUGUCUGCAGCUGCAAAUUUGUAGACACUGAUAAGAACUUGGAUUAUUUCGCCAGUGCUGUGGAGUAUGCUGUGUUUCAGUUCAAUGAGGACCAGGAGGAUGAAUUUGCCUACAAGUUGCUGCAUGUCCACAGGAGUCAACGCAAGACAUGGACAUGGACAUAUUUAAUGGACUUGACGAUGGGGCGUACCAUUUGUAAGAAACACGAUGAAGACAUUGACAAUUGCCCAUUGCAAGAAGGAACAGAAGAGAAAAUGUUUACCCGCCUGAACAGCACCUGUGGGGAGAGAAGGUGGUGA